Alosa alosa (allis shad) is the source of this 3612-nucleotide messenger RNA. RefSeq names its product TBC1 domain family, member 15 (gene tbc1d15). NCBI's taxonomy places the organism in Eukaryota, Metazoa, Chordata, Actinopteri, Clupeiformes, Clupeidae. The transcript is spliced from 17 exons. The record is from RefSeq and is a predicted model, not a curated record. The coding region runs from base 88 to 2073 and encodes 661 amino acids. Gene Ontology annotation, biological process: activation of GTPase activity. Gene Ontology annotation, molecular function: GTPase activator activity.
ACCAUGCGGAAGAUGACUUGUCAGUGUUGUUGUGGAAAGCUGACAGGCACGUGAGCUGUGCAACGUCGUUUGUACACUACAGUCGACAUGGCGGCAACUACUCCUCCCAAGGUUCUAUUUGAACACGAAGGGGUCUUUGUUCAUUCAAGUACAGAUGAUGUGGACGACCAGGAUUUACUAAUAUCAGGAUUCCUGCGUGUCUUAGAUAAGGAUGGGGAAUCUGUGGUUGAAUAUAAACCACUGGAGGAGUCAGUCGAUCCAUCAAACAUGCUGUGCGCAUGCAAGGACUCCAGUUCAGUGGUGGAGUGGACACAGUUUCCAACGGACCGGUCACAUGAUCACACAGUGGAUCAGCAGCAGAGCUGCGAGACAGAGUGGGACAUGGUGAACACAGUGUCCUUUAAGAGGAAACCCCACGCCAACGGCGAAGGCACCUCUCACCACACACACGAGAAGAACCGCUGGGCCUUCGCCUUCACCACCGCUGACCUGAGAACAGUCACACUGAAGACUGAAGGCUGGACGCACCUGGUCUUCUGCCUGAAGGAUGACACCACCUUGCCCGCCAUCCACUUCCACCAGGGAGGCAGCCAGGAAUUUAUGGACUGCCUGCGGAGAUGCGUUCAUCUAACAGAGAGUCCCAGGGACAAAACAACAUAUCUUGUUAGCUGUCAUAACAAAGCUCUAUCACAGUCCUUUGAGAACCUUUUGGAUGACACCAACUAUGGCCUGGUUCAAAAGCUGAAGAAGGACCCCUACACCACCACACUGGGGGGGUUCUCCAAGGUCACCAACUACAUCUUCGACGCGUUCCGUGCCCCAGAGCUGGAGCAGAGGGAGAGGCCAGAGGAGGAGGUGGCCGAGAUCUUGGGGGAGAUCAUCCCUGGUUUGGAAAUCAGCCAGCUGGAGGAGCCGGGAUUUGAGGUCAUCACACGGGUUGACCUGGGAUCAAGGCCAGAGGUCCAGCGUGGAGACCCUCUCACUCUGGAGGAAUGGCUCAAGUACCAGGACCAGGAGGGCCGAGUGCGCAAAGUCUCACAACUCAAAGAAAGAAUAUUCAAAGGGGGCCUAUGCCAUGUGGUGAGGAGAGAGGCCUGGAAGUUUCUGCUGGGCUACUACCCCUGGAACAGCACCUUAGAGGAGAGGAAGAGCCUCCAAAGGAGGAAAACAGACGAGUACUUCAGGAUGAAGUUGCAGUGGAAGUCAGUCAGUGAGGAGCAGGAGAGGAGGAACUCCAGGUUACGAGAUUACAAGAGUCUUAUAGAGAAAGAUGUCAACCGAACUGACCGGACCAAUAAGUUCUAUGAGGGUCUGGAAAACCCUGGUCUCAUCCUGCUCCAUGAUAUCCUGAUGACAUACUGCAUGUAUGACUUCGACCUGGGUUACGUGCAGGGCAUGAGUGACCUGCUCUCUCCCAUCCUCUACGUCAUGGAGAAUGAAGUGGAUGCGUUUUGGUGCUUUGUCAACUUCAUGGAUGAAUUGCAUGAAAACUUUGAGGAGAAGAUGCAGGGGAUGCGGACACAGCUCGUCCAGCUCAGCACGUUACUACGACUACUGGACCUGGCCUUCUGGAACUACCUGGAGGCACAGGAUUCGGGGUACUUAUAUUUUUGUUUCCGGUGGCUGCUCAUCCGCUUCAAGAGGGAGCUCCACUUCCAGGAUGUGCUCCGCUUGUGGGAGGUCAUGUGGACUGGGUUGCCUUGCCAAAACUUUCACCUGUUGGUCUGUUGUGCCAUUUUGGAUUCAGAGAAGCAAAAGAUCAUGGAUAGGCAUUAUGGUUUCAAUGAGAUUCUUAAGCAUAUCAAUGAACUCUCAAUGAAGCUGGAUAUUGAAGAAAUCCUUCAUAAAUCCGAAGCAAUCUGUUUGCAGAUCAAAAACUGCAAGGAUUUACCUAGCUCGGUUAGUGAGACUUUGGGACUGAAAGUUGACUGUAUUAAACCCACAUUGGAGCUGAGCGACUAUGGGAUCCUGACACCACCUUUGCACACCUCCGGCGAACUCGUUGUCUCCAGCGGCCCCGGACGAUUGUCGGAAACGUCGUCCAAUGGCUACAAAGUAGCCUUCAUCUCGUAGUGAAACUUGAAGACUCGAGGCUCAAUAUAGAGACUUUUCACACUCAUACACACACACACCUGGGAGAACUACAGAACAGAGUUUUACCUUAAACCAGAGGUCAGAGUGCAAACAGCCCAGAGGAAAAAAUGGAAAUUAUAUAUAGAUUCAUAUAUAAAUAAGAAUGUAUAACGAGGGCCUAAAGAGGCCCAAAAUGUAUUAUUUUUGUAAUUUCUUGUAUUAUAUUUUCUUUCAUUGAUAUAAUCAUUCCUUCCCACUCUGUGGAGAGUUUUAGUAAUGUCAAAAAAGGUGGAGUCUACAUUUGGUGGAAAAAAGUUUGUCUUUUCUGAACCAUGCACACAAUUGUUUAAAAUUAAAAUCAACAGAUGCUGUAGUAUAUGUUGAUUUUGAGGCCUUUCAAGAAUUAUAUUUAUUCUUAGAAUAAGAUAAGUAUUAUUUGGACACAGGGAUAGUUUGUAUUUUUUUAUUGGAUGCUGUGUGAUUUCGCUUAUAGGUGUGAUAAUUCAUACUUUUAAGGAUCAUACUUCAUCUGCCAUUUCAUUCUUGAUUGACCAUCAUAGAGUUCUCAGACCUUUUUAUAAGCCAGGGUAUAGACUUUGUACUUAUAUAUACAUACACACACACAUAUGUAUAUUUGUAUGUGUGUAUGUAUGUAAUAUAAUGCAUUUAAUUUGUUAUUUUUAUUGUUUUUGUCCAGGAAAAAGGAAAAUAUUAAAAAUGUAAAUCACUUUUUUUUUAUUUUAUUUUUUUUUAUAAUGUUGGCCUGUAAUUGGAUGGGGAAAUAGUUUGGCAUUUAAAAAGUUUCAAAUGUUGAACUCCAACGCCAUUCUUUCUCAAUCUGAAUACCUAGUAAAUUGAUCUUGUGGAAGGCCCACAAAAAGCAAACAUGUUGUAACACAUUUGGAUUAUUGCCACUUUAGUGGUUUGGAGUUGGCAGUGAUUUUCAUGUAACGUCAAAUCAAGGCAGUUUUCAUAAUAGCAAAAAAUAUAUAAUAAUAAUGUCUGUUUCAAAUACCACACAAAGAAAAGGGUGAAUUAGCCUCAGAUGGUUUCUUAAAUAUCCUCCAUCUGUUUAUUAUAAUUUUUCAGAGCUCUAAUGGACUGGUUUGGCAUUAUUAAACAAGUUGUUUAUUAAAUACUUUAUUUUAAUGUUGAUCAGUAUCAGACUGGUUCUGCAUAAACUUUCAAAAAUGUGUGUUUUGGUUUCUAAAACUGCACAUGUACUGAUCUUUCAUUAGUCACUGCACACCACAGACAAUAUUUUACUAACUUUGUCUGCUUCUACACCCUGAGUCGUCCACUUGUAUUUAGUUGUGUUCACUUCAUACAAUUAAUUCUUAGUUCUGUAAUCAUUUGUUUAUCCUGGGCUGAUCAACUCAUCCAGCACCUGGUGAAGGUUGUGUACAGAUGUGCCUCUUGCAUGAGCAGGGUGGAUAGAAGUGGCCUUGCUUUUUGAAGGCCGACUGUCACAGUGAUGUUACUCAAUGCAAACUAACUGUGACUACAAUAAACUUCAACAUAAUGGGAUGACACCUAAAA